GUAUGAAAAAAAAAAUGUUUAUUAAAAUAUGUCGGGUUUGUCGCACCGUAGUAAAAUCGCGUAGUGUCCAGUAUUAAGUGUUUGUCGAAUUAUUUAAUGUUUCACUAAUAAUUGUAAUUGCUUGAUGAAUGUGUUCAAAGUACAAUGGGAAACGGUUGUUCCAGGCGGGCGAAUAUGUUCCUCCCAUAGGCGGCUAUAGAUGGGCUGAUAAUUUUGAUAAAUUGCUGUGUUCAAAUUGCGAGAAGUAUUUGUCGGUAGGACCGAUUCUAACUAGUACUGAUGGCCAGGUUAACAUAUGUGGCAGAUGUGACGAGGGGGCCUUUCAAAGCCAUGGUGAAUUCUACCGGAACGUCCUUUACGAAUCGAUAGCCAAGUUUUUAUUAUUCCCGAGCAAUUCGGGAUGCAUUUGCAAGACGCUUUGGAAUUCGGUAACGAUCCAUGAUCAGGAUUGCCCUGAAAAAAGGAUCGACUGUUUUGAUCCAGAUUGUCCGGCAUUCGUCCGAUGCGAAGAAGUGAUUGCACAUUUCCAGCAUGUGCACCGCAUCUACAAGGGCUACUCUUUCGACUUCUAUUUGGGUGUUUUAAGCUCGGGUGUCCGGCUAAUUGAAAUCGACACGUACAUAUUUGUGUUCUCCUACGUUGUGCGUUUUAGUACGCUCUGGUUCAAUAUGUUCAACGUGAACUACGUGAACAAACAAACGCUUCACUUCAGAUUGAAGACGUUGGAUUCCCCAAUGCGCCCUGAUCUAGUCAAUAAUCGAUACCGCAUAAGGCUUUGGAAUCAAUUUCUCAAUAUGCUGUAUACCGACGAAAUGUACCAUCUGAGUAUUCCACUCACCUCGGCGUCUAGACCGCCCGACAGCUUUUAUGUAGUUGAACUGAUUAUAGAAAACAUCGGGAUUGAAGAUGCGGCUGUAUGCCUCGAAUGCGACCGAAUGAUGGUCGAAGAAAACUGCUGCAUGUGCCACCGAGGGCACACAUACUGUUUGGAUUGCUAUCAAGAAGCUGAGUUUUGUCCAGACUGCACCAAUCUGAAGAUGAAAAGCCUACGUAGCAACUGGAUACUGGACGUUGAAGAUGACGAUGCAGCCUGGGAUUAUUAAUCGGGAACUUUGCUAGAAGACAGCCUUUUAGGGUGCUUGUUUUAUCCAAGUGAUUUUUUAAACGUUUGUAUUAUUUUUAUUGAACAUUUUAAAAUCGGUGAGCCUCAGCAUUGUCAAAUGCCUUAGAAAUAACACUACCAAUGGUCAAUAGUGCAGCAUUAUUUUUAGCGUCAACAACGUCUUUUUUUUACAAAUAUGUGCUCGAGGAAUUCUGCCAGUCUAUGCCAUUAAAGGAGCUUUAGUUUACGUUGUUGUGGCCGAUGGCGAACUGUGAACCAAACAGUGCUUUGAACUGCUCGGAAGCCUUGUCCAUGUUCCAGCUUCAAGGACAAGAACCGAUUUCAACAGGUAUUAUCACGAAAGAACAUUUUUUCCUGCUGAAAUGCUUCGGAUGUUCGGGGUACUUGUCCGAAUCGCCUGUUUACAGUGCGAAAGAUGGGAGCUGCAAUAAAUGCCACAAGUGCUACGGGAAGAAUGCCAAUGAUAGCAAUUCAUAUUUUCGAAAUCUUCUGUAUGAGACCUUUGCGGAGAAGCUGGUCUUUCCAUGCCACCGAUCCAGCGAAUGCACAGGGACGAUCCGGUGGGGCGAACAGUCAUUGCACGACCAAACAUGCGCAUAUAAAGCUAUUACUUGCCCAUAUCCCGGCUGCGGGGUGUCGAUCGAGAUGUUUCAGAUAUAUUCGCAUUUCCAAGGUGCGCAUACUGUUAGCAUAGCAAACCCAGUGACUAUCAGGAUAUUGGCCAACAAUUGGGAUCUAAUCGCAUUCCGACAUGGAGGGCGCCUUUAUCUAAUCCACUAUAAAACGCGGGAUGGCAUGUUGUGGCUGGACGUGCUGGCGGUGACCAAAUGUCCAUAUCCAUGCCUGUUUUCAGUGAUCGUCACAGACGGGACGCGCUACUAUGCAGGGGCCGAACCUUGCGUCGCAUAUUUUACGCGAAAUCUAUUUGACAUGGCCGCUAUGAAGCUCAAGUUGCCUCUGCACUCCCUAUUCCCUUACAGAAAUGACUCGAGCACCUUUGAUAUUAGUGUUCAAGUACACUCGCCUUGCGCCCAACUGCAUGUACAUACGUGUUCUCUUUGCGGGAUGGCCAGCGAAUGGGAUUUUCGGCUCUGUGGCGCUGAAAUCAUCUGUUUUUCAUGCCACCAGAAUCAAGUUUUAUGCCCCCAUUGUGGAAUAGAGUUCAUGGACAAGACGAACUACCCCAGCACGGCAUUGCCGUUCUUGACGAUGGCGAAUUGCGUGCGAACUGCUUCUUUUCGCAAAUCCAACGCAGUCAGAGUGCCGCCGCCGUACAGGACUUUGUACAAUCGUGCCGAAGACUACACAGAAAAAGCCACAAGUCACAACACCGCAGUCUAGUUGCGUUGCUGAAUUAACUGACCAGUCAAUAAUGUAUUUGUUGUCCAAUUAAGAAUGUUCGAUAGUAAAUGCAGCGCGAUUGCAAGUUCCUAACAGUUAGUAUGGUAUGUAUAGAAACGUUUUUCGCGCUUUGAACCCGUGGUCCAUGCGGAUUUCUGCCUGACUGCGGUAGACGCAUAGAGAAAGUAAAAUAACUAACAAAGUAAUAAUUUUACUUUCUCUAUGGGUAGACGACGCAAAGGCGAUGAGGCAAUUGGCGAAGUGAUCCCCCGUGCUUUCCGACUAAGACUGGUUCAACCAGGGUUGCCAGGUUCGUGCCAAAAUCGAGUUUCAGUAGAUAAGCUCCAUAUUAUUAAAGCUAUAUUAAAGGCUCCAUAAAAUCGCGCGUUUCUCAAAACUUUUAAACUUACAGGAAUACUAAAAUAAACAUGAGUCAGUAAAGAAGUACAGAUGAAAUGGUACCAUCCGUUCAACUUGGCUAAUGAGUGAGGUAGAAUAUGCAGGUUACAAAUAAAAUUGGAAACACGAAUGUAUCAGCUCUAUAGUUCAAUAUUUGUACUUGGCUCCAAAACUCUUCAAUAUUUCCAGACAUUUUUUUAAUUUCUUCAACAUUUCGCAACAGACGUUAGUCUGUGUCCAGACCUUGUAAUUCACUAUCAUUUAUUAAAUUUGGAAUUAUCAUUGCAACAUCAGAAAUAGAUUGUAGGGAACCUGAUUUCGCUAUUGAAGGAUCCAUAAAACAUAAUUUUAUCAUAUAUAUUUAUCAUAAUAUGGCAGGCUUGAUUCAUUUUAUGUUUGAAAAAGAAUGUUAUAUUAUUUUUUCAAUUUUUGUUUGUUACUUUUCGGUCGAAAUCUGCAUGGUAUCGGUAGAUCGGUAGGUUCCUUGACAAAUCGGUAGACCUGGCAUCUCUGGGUUCAACUACUGGAUCCCCUGUCACGGGAGAUCACCACGCCCACUGCGUCAUCGCCUUUGACAAUGUCAACCGCAGUUGUGGACGAAACGUCAGCCAGAAAUUUCCAUGGACGACGGCUUUGAAGCCCGAAAAAGAUUUGUAAAUGUGAUUUGACUGGCCGUGAGCCUUCACAGUCUGAGUUAGUACAGUACAUUUUAAAAUGUAGCGUUAAGAUUUUGUCUGUAAAAAAUUGUAUGUAUUCAUGGCUUUUGCUAAAUCAUACAGGUUUUUUAAUUGAUUGAUAAAUAAACGGUUUUGUGAGUGAA
Molecule: messenger RNA, 3683 nt
Organism: Dendroctonus ponderosae (mountain pine beetle)
Lineage: Eukaryota; Metazoa; Arthropoda; Insecta; Coleoptera; Curculionidae
Exons: 4
Coding region: 1364-2464 (366 amino acids)
Biological process (GO): multicellular organism development; proteasome-mediated ubiquitin-dependent protein catabolic process
Cellular component (GO): cytoplasm
Molecular function (GO): ubiquitin conjugating enzyme binding; ubiquitin protein ligase activity; zinc ion binding
Source: RefSeq, a predicted model, not a curated record